GGAGUCGACAUCCGUCACAACCGGGACCGCAAGGUCCGGCGCAAGGAGCCCCGGAGCCAGGACGUCUACCUGCGGCUGCUGGUCAAGCUCUACCGCUUCCUGGCCCGUCGCACUCGCGCCGCCUUCGCCCGCGUCGUCCUCAAGCGCCUGUUCAUGAGCCGGAGCAACCGCCCCCCGCUGGCGCUGUCCCGCCUC
Tinamus guttatus (white-throated tinamou) is the source of this 195-nucleotide messenger RNA. The record is from RefSeq and is a predicted model, not a curated record. NCBI's taxonomy places the organism in Eukaryota, Metazoa, Chordata, Aves, Tinamiformes, Tinamidae.